GUAGUCCAAUUUCAACACGCAAAUUCAAUUAUGACUGUACACUCUAAAAAGAACCAUUGCUGAAUGGAAAACCCACAAAUGAUUCCAUUUUGAUCAACUCAUAGCCCCCAGAGAGAGAGAGAGAGAGUUAAAAAAAGGAGAAUCAAAUCAACGAAAUGGAGACGUUAAUGGAGGAAGAAGAGUACAACUGGAAAGAAGUGAAACUUCCUACACUAAUUCCAAUUGUACCGGAGCCGGAACUGGAGAGAGAAACCGGAGAGAGAAGAAGAGGCCGCGACAUAAUAAUCGCAGUUGAUCAUGGACCCAAUAGCAAACACGCUUUUCAUUGGGCCAUAACUCAUCUCUGCCGCCUUGCCGAUACCGUUCAUCUUGUUCAUGCCGUUUCGAGUUUGAAGAACCAGAUUGUUUACGACACGACACAGGUUCUUAUGGAGAAGCUUGCAGUGGAGGCGCUUGAGGUUGCUAUGGUAAAGUCAAAGGCUAGGAUCGUGGAAGGAGACGCAGGGAAGGCAAUUUGCAAGGAAGCAGAAAGGUUGAAGCCAGCUGCUGUUGUCCUUGGCACCAGAGGCCGAAGCUUGAUGCAAAGUGUGCUACAAGGAAGCGUUAGUGAAUAUUGCUUCCACAAUUGUAAAACCGCACCAGUCAUUAUUGUUCCUGGAAAAGAGGCUGGGGAAGAAUCUGUUUUGUAAUGGAGCAGCUGUUUCUUGAGAGCAAAUUUGUGUAAUGAAUGAUGUGAGUGUAUGUCUAUACAGUUCAUUUACUUGUGUUCUAAUGUAUUUUUCCAUUUAUGUCUAUUAAAAUUUUAUGUGUUGAGUUGCUACUGAUGAUAUAAUUUGUGAGAUAUAAAAAAUUUAGUGUCCAAGAUUGCAGUUACUUUGAGUUUGCCUUGGAAUCUUUCUAA
Olea europaea var. sylvestris is the source of this 901-nucleotide messenger RNA. Its product is annotated as universal stress protein PHOS32-like. The transcript has 5 exons. Bases 156 to 689 code for a protein of 177 amino acids. NCBI's taxonomy places the organism in Eukaryota, Viridiplantae, Streptophyta, Magnoliopsida, Lamiales, Oleaceae. The record is from RefSeq and is a predicted model, not a curated record.